This is a messenger RNA of Parastagonospora nodorum SN15, 1311 nucleotides long. RefSeq lists its product as hypothetical. The coding region runs from base 1 to 1311 and encodes 436 amino acids. The transcript has 2 exons. The record is from RefSeq and is a predicted model, not a curated record. Gene Ontology annotation, molecular function: pyridoxal phosphate binding; transaminase activity. NCBI's taxonomy places the organism in Eukaryota, Fungi, Ascomycota, Dothideomycetes, Pleosporales, Phaeosphaeriaceae.
AUGACAUCCACAUCAGACCUGGCCCAAGGAUACGAGAAGAGUUUGACAAUGAAGCUGGAGGAGCUGGAGAGAUGGUACAUUAAGACCAACCCUGGAUCGGCUGCUAUCUUCAACACAGCAACUUCCGUCAUGCCUGGUGGAAACACGCGCACUGUGCUCCACCACACGCCCUUUCCGCUCGUACUCGAAUCCGGAAAAGGCACGAUGGUGACUUCCAAAGACAGCAAAGAAUACAUAGACUUCGUGUCAGAGUACUCCGCUGCCAUGUACGGCCAUUCACAUCCCAAGCUCCACGAGGCUAUCAAUGAAGCCAUGGAACGAGGUAUGCAGCUGGGAUCGGUGAUGGGAAAAGAAGCAGAGUUCGCCACCCUGAUACAGAAGCGAUUCCCUUCGAUGGAGCUCAUGCGAUUCACCAACUCUGGCACUGAAGCGACCACAAUGGCGGUAGCUGCUGCGUUGGCCUUUACGGGACGCAAAAAGUUAAUCGUCUUCCGCAACGGCUACCACGGAAGCACACUCAGCUUUGGCGACAGCUCCGGACCCAACCUAAACCUCCCCCACGACAUCAUCAUCGCACCAUACAACGACAUCGCCACCACCCAGCCCCUUAUCACCACAGAUAUCGGCGCAAUCAUCGUCGAGCCCCUCCAAUCCGCCGGGGGCUGCAUCCCCGGCACUUGUGAAUUCCUCCACUUCCUGCGCGAUGCAGCUACAGCGAGUGGCGCCAUACUCAUCUUCGACGAGAUCGUCACCUCAAGGCUCGAUUACCAUGGUAUGCAAGGCUACUGGGACAUCACACCCGACAUGACGACGCUGGGCAAGUACAUCGGUGGCGGCUUCUCGUUCGGGUGUUUCGGUGGCCGACGCGAUAUCAUGGCGCAGUUUGAUCCGCGCCACGCUGGACACUUGUCGCACUCGGGCACAUAUAAUAAUAACGUGUUUACCAUGUUAGCUGGCAUUGCGGGCGCCAAACUCAUCACCCCUGAAGAAAUCGCACGGAUCAAUACGCUAGGUGAUCGCACGCGGAAGGGCAUACAAGAUAUUGUCGACGCCAAGGGAGUGGCUGGGUUCAAGGCAGUCGGGUUUGGGAGUGCGGUUGGCAUGCAGAUUCAAGGCAGUGCGGCGGGUGUGAUGCGGGAUGUGAUUUAUUUCCAUCUCCUGAGGCAAGGCAUUGUUAUUGCGAGGAGGGGUUUUCUUAUGUUCAAUCUUAUGCAUACGGACGAGCAUGUUGAUGAGUUUUUGAGCUGUUUUGCGAAGACGAUCGAAUACUGUGGGUCAACAAGUACGACGGAAAGCGACGAGGUUGCCUGA